UGCUGAUAGACUGCAAUACAGACACAGGCUGAUCUCUCUGUGAAAACCACUUGGAGCUUUAACCAGCAGUGUUUGGUAGCAAGGCACUUUCCACUGCAUUUAUUAUUGACAAAAAUUGUCAAUUUUUGCUUUUUAUUUUUGAAAAUAUAAACAAGUCUUUGCUUUUUGACUUUUUGAUUGCUUGCCUUGGUUCGUUCUGUAUUCUUUGGACAAACAGGGAUUUCUAAAAAGAAACAAGCUUGUGGAUACUACAGCACAGGUAUCUUUGGAGAAUUCUGUAUACUCUGUCUUGUGUCAUACCUUUCCUGUCUUACCCAAUGGGACUGGAUCCAAACUCCUGUGGUCCCUACAAGGAUGAAAGCGGAACCAUGUUACCUGCCACCUAAGUCUGAGGCAACUGCUAUGGUUUUCAGAGAUGAUCCUGUACCAGGCAUGUACAGACUUGCAUUUCUGAUCAGAGUCUGCACUUACUGAGACUGCCACAAGGGUGGAAUUUACUCCCUCCAAUCAGCCAGCUUUUCGGGUACUUAGUACUGGAGAGUUACUAUGCAGUUUGGACUGUUUGCUGUGCUUGUCUUGAUCUUGAUGGAUAUUGCAGACAGCAACAAGUUUGUGAAGGGGAGGCGACACAGGAGAAGAAGUACAGAAGUGAGCAUGGUCUGCGCAAAGGGAUGCGAUUUGUGUUCAGAGUUUAACGGCUGUAUGAAGUGUUUACCCAAACUGUUCAUCCUUUUGGAAAGAAAUGAUAUCAGACAGACUGGCAUAUGCUUGCAAUCUUGCCCUCAAGGUUAUUUUGAUGAUCGCAAUCGGGAGAACAACAGGUGUCUGAAAUGUAAAAUUAAUAACUGUGAGACCUGCUUCAGCAAAAAUUUUUGUACAAAAUGUAAGGAAGGUUUCUACUCACACAAAGGAAGCUGUUACUCUUCAUGUCCGGAGGGUUUUUCUGCAGUCAAUGGCACAGCAGAAUGCAGCUCUGUACAAUGUGAAAUGAGUGAGUGGGGAGCCUGGAGCCCAUGCUCUAGAACUGGGCAGUGUGGAAGAAAGAAAGGCACAGAAGAAAGAAGUCGAAUAGUUGUAAAAGCACCUCUUGGGGACCUUGCUCUCUGUCCACCUACCACAGAGAGGAGGAAAUGCACAAUGCCCAAAAUCCCAUGUACAAAUCGUGAAAAGGUAAAGAAAAAAGAAAAAAAGGAAGAACAAGGAAAAAAGGAAAAAAACAAAAACAGAAAAAAGAACAAUGAGGAGGGUGGAAACAAGAAAAGGAAGAGCCAACAGAAAGUGACUUCAAUUCCCAGUACUCCUUCUCUUCCGGUGCAGUAGCUGCCAUUAUAAGGUGGCAACCAAGGCAAAAGAUUAUUGCUGCUAUGUAUCUAAAAAAGCUUUCUUGAACUGGAGCACCGCUAAAACUUAAGCACCUACACAAUUGGCGAAUACAAAACUACCAAGGUUAGCGGAUGAGUUUGACUGCUCAUGGUUUAAGUGUUUUUGCUGCAAGAUUUCCAGUGAGAAGGCACUUUAUGAACAAUGCACAGAAAUCUAAAUAUUUCAGUUGGAUAUGGACACCUUCUGUGGUGAUACAAUGAAUAUUUCAACUGACGUGGAACAUAUGGAGACUGCAGCCCGAAUCAAAAUUAGUUGAUGAACCAUGGGUUUCCGUAUCGCCUAGAAAUAGUCCCAGUGUCCCUAUACUCCUCUUAAGUCUGUGUUUUAAGCUGUAUGACUUAAUCUAUGGAGAAUAUAUGUUAAACCAUUGUGAAAUAAUGUUAAAAAGUAACCAAGGUAAAAUGUCAUCAAAAGUUUAUUUCAAUUUUAAAAAUAAUAAUAAUAAUAAUAAUAUUCUAACAGAGGUGUUAGAAGGAUAUGUAUGACUGAAUGCAGGCAGUGAAAUUUAACUAAAAUAUGUUUUAUUUUCGAA
Xenopus tropicalis (tropical clawed frog) is the source of this 1915-nucleotide messenger RNA. It is a transcript of the gene rspo1, whose product is annotated as R-spondin 1. Gene Ontology annotation, cellular component: extracellular region; non-collagenous component of basement membrane. Gene Ontology annotation, molecular function: signaling receptor binding. The record is from RefSeq and is marked provisional. NCBI's taxonomy places the organism in Eukaryota, Metazoa, Chordata, Amphibia, Anura, Pipidae. Gene Ontology annotation, biological process: positive regulation of Wnt signaling pathway.